This is a messenger RNA of Phyllotreta striolata, 1536 nucleotides long. NCBI's taxonomy places the organism in Eukaryota, Metazoa, Arthropoda, Insecta, Coleoptera, Chrysomelidae. The record is from the annotation of a GenBank genome assembly.
UUAUCUUGCACCUUUCAAUAAUGUUAUUAAUCCUUAAUUUAAUCAUCGCCGUUUGUUUAAUACAACUAAGCUCGCAAGAUGAUUACGCUAUAAAUAAUAAGAAAUUCCCGGAUUCCUUCCUCUUCGGAGCUUCUACUGCUGCUUACCAAAUAGAAGGUGGCUGGAACGAAGACGGUAAAGGACCAAGCAUAUGGGACACCUUCACCCACAACCACCCAGAAUUAAUCAGCGACAGAAGUAACGCCGACGUGACCUGCGACUCCUAUCACAAAUACAAAGAAGAUGUUUUACUGCUGAAAAAUCUAGGCGUGAAUAUCUACCGAUUUUCGAUAUCAUGGAGUAGAAUUCUACCAACCGGACUCCCCGAUGAAAUCAACGAAAAUGGAAUACAGUACUACAGGAACCUAAUCGACGAGCUCAAAGCGAACGGCAUAGAGCCGUUGGUGACGCUCUAUCACUGGGACCUGCCUCAAGGUCUGUCGGACCGCGGCGGCUUCCUCAGCGACGAGUUUCCCAAAUGGUUCGCGGAUUACAGCAGGAUCGUUUUUCAAAACUUCGCGAACGACGUGAACUACUGGGUGACGUUCAACGAGCCGAUAUACGGUUGCAGUGGCUACGGGAACGAUCGAGCUGCUCCUGCGGUGAACCAAUCCGGCGUGGGGGAGUACAUUUGCGCUCACAACCUCCUUAAAGCCCACGCGGCCGCUUAUCACCUCUAUAGGAAAGAAUUUCCCCAGAAUGAAGGAAAAUUUUCAAUGGCUAUACCCGUGGAAUAUGCAGUGCCGAAUUCUACCAAGGCUGAAGAUGUAGCAGCCGCUGAACAAAAAAUGCAAUUUACUGUAGGUUGGUAUGCUAGGCCUCUGUAUGCCGGCGAUUACCCGGAGAUCAUGAAAACCCGCAUAGCCAAGCGAAGCGCGGCCGAGGGUUUCAAAAAGUCUCGAUUGCCAGAAUUCACUGAUGAAGAGAAGAGAAACAUCAAGAAUACAAUGGAUUAUUUCGCUUUGAAUUCCUACACUCUCAACUACAUAUAUGCCAUUGCGGAGCCCCCCAUAACUUCACCUCCGACCGUUAGUAACGAUGUGGGAGUUGGAGUAAUUUGGCCUACAACUGGGGAUGGUACUCUUGGCAUGACAGAUUUAGCUCGUUGGAUAUCGAAGGAAUAUAAUAAUCCGGAUAUAAUUCUUACGGAAAACGGAUACGGUGGAAGUUCAAAAGACUUGGAGGACCCAGAAAGGAUCAGUAAAAUUCAGAAUUCUUUGAGCCGUUUUAAAGAUGCAUUGGAUGAAGGUGUUAAAUUGUUCGGAUACUGCGUUUGGAGUUUGAUGGAUAAUUACGAAUGGAAUCAAGGAUAUACGGUGAAGUAUGGAAUUCAUCAAGUGGAUUUUAGUGAUAAAAAUAGAACCAGAACUGCGAAAAAAUCGGCUAAAUGGUACAAAAACGUUAUAAAAACAAGAUGUUUGGUAGAUAACUGUAUCGAGUAAAAUUAUGAUUAAAAAUGGAAGUAAUACCGAAUUUUGUUGUAUUUAACCCCCCCAA